Molecule: messenger RNA, 3201 nt
Organism: Hemibagrus wyckioides
Lineage: Eukaryota; Metazoa; Chordata; Actinopteri; Siluriformes; Bagridae
Exons: 7
Coding region: 455-2470 (671 amino acids)
Biological process (GO): telomere capping; regulation of telomere maintenance via telomere lengthening
Cellular component (GO): shelterin complex
Molecular function (GO): telomeric repeat DNA binding
Source: RefSeq, a predicted model, not a curated record
GGCUGCCAUGUUUAAAUCUAUUUGUUUAGCUGUUAGCAUUCUCACUAUCGCAGGCUGAAUCUCUAAUAACUCCACAAUGGAUAUAAAGUGCACUAAGUAGCACGUUUAUUUUCUGCCCUGUGGAGUAUAUUUGGGUAGGGGACUGGGAGACAUUUGUAUUCCAGCCUCGAACUGUAUAAGCUAAAGUAAACAAAAUCCAGCGAAACGUUUUAAUGGAAGACGACUUAUCCUUAGAACUAUCACUUUCUUUGCUGAUGUUCAGUUAGUCUCCUUAAUACCAAACUUUUAUUUUGUCCCAGCUGUCUGAACUUGUCCGUACUUGUCCACUAGAAAUGAAUAUUCAUGAGGGCAGCGCGCGAGCCAGUGGACACUACAACAGCAUCAUGAAUGGAGAUGUUAAAACAUGUCCGGUGUGUGAGACAACUUCACGGACAGUGAAAAGUAAAAUGUGUGUAUGAUGUAUUGUCUGAGAUAUUCUGGGAUGGAAGAAAGUUUGUGGUACGAGAAAACCUCCUCCAGCGUCACAUCUAGUUUACCAGCGUGGAUAAUUGAAUAUGCCUGGACUCACCGGAUGAUGGAGGUGUUACAAGUUUUAGGUCCUCCACUGUGGCUGGAAGGUGACCGGAGCAGCCUGACCCUUAAGGACCCAUGUAGCAUCCGUGUGACCGCAGCCGAGUCCUGGAUGGUCGUCCAUGCCAGAGACAUCAAACACUUUGAGCAAGUCAUGGAGUUCCUGCAUGUUACUCACACUUUACUACCUCAGCUAGUGACCCCCAUCAAGCACAUGAAGAUCAUGUUUGGCCUGAAAACUUUGGUUAUUAUGUGGAUGUUUUGGGACGACCAAAGCAUGGAAAGCAUCAGAGACAAGAUUGUAAAGUUCUUUUCUGACAGCCUCCCACAGUAUCAUAGAAGUAGUCACAGGCAUAUCCAGCUGAUGCAAAAGGCCCAGCAGGACUUUAGGAACUUUGCACAGUUACUGAACAAAAAGCCAGAAAUGCGAAAAAACUAUAUUAGAAAUCUCAUGGAACAGCAGUAUGGUGAACGCUACAUCAUGAAGUUAGAAGAGAGGUUGUUGCAUUAUUUAGAAGAGCUGAACAAAGCCCUUCCACAACCCACCUACAUUGACCAGGUUCUAAAACAAUCACAGCCAUUGAAGGGGAGAGAGGAGUUACUGCAACAGUUAUUCACCUGUAAUAGUGCGUCUCCAGCCACAGCACUAAAGAAACUGCUGAGAUGUGCUAUGGCAAGCCCUAUAGAUCAUAAAAGUACAGAGAUGCAUAAGCAUCAAAAAGGAGCUCAAGUCGAUGGACCAGUGUUUGGGCCUCUUUCUGUAGCUCUUAGGCCACCUCUGGAAGAGGCAGAGGAAGACUGGCUGUCCCAGGCAUCCUAUCAGGGCUCCUGGCUGAAUAGAGAUAAGAGUUUGGAAAGACAGAUGACAGUGUUGAAGAAGAAGAAUGAUUUAGAUCAGACUGACAAUGCUCCAUGUAUGCCUAAAGAGCGGUGUCCUCAGAUGGUUGAGAUCGGAUUCGUUGCUGAAGUGAAGAAAGCUGAAGAUGACUUAACAGUGCACCUGUGCUCCAAACAUGGCAAGAGAAUGAAGAGUAUACUCCAAGAAUGCUCUGAGGAGCAGAGGAACCAGGACCUUGAAGCUUCACUGAUGCAGGUGGAAUCCACUCCUCCACUACCUCACCCUCCACUUCUCCAGUCCAGUCCUCACAGACUGACCUCAGCAUCUCCUCAUAAUGACUCGUUUUCUACAAACAUUUCUCUAUUUUCACAGCCAGAGUCUUUUUCAUAUCUUUCAGUAGAGGAAGAGCGACAGGUUCACCCUUUACAACUGAUGCUGUCUUCACAGACAUCUCCAGAAGAAGAAAAUAAUUCUAGUCGCUUAUCAAGGCAAAAAAGCGACAUCUCAUUGACAUCAUCUUCUCCAGAACGCUUAGUACAGCUAGUCAGCCCUUCACUAAUAUGUUCAAUUCAGCCAUCUUCAUCUUCAACCAAUAUUUCAUCAUUUCCAGAAAUCAAUAUCGCACAAAAAUCAUCCUUAACUGAGCAGGAAUCCUCACCGAUAUCGUCCUUCAAUAAAAUCAGUUCGGAAUCUUCAUACCAUCAGCUUGGUUCAUCAUCGCCAUCACCAGCAUCCUCCGCAGCUCCAGCAGUGACUCUUAAUCCAAGCCAAAAUGAUGCACAGGUCUGUUUAGAGUCAAGCAGCACAUUAACAGGAAAACCAAGGCUUUCUUCAGAGACUCAGGCUUUCCUCUUGGUGUGUAAGUGGCUGCAGCCUCAAGUGAAGCUCCACAGAUUAAGCCGGCAUGAGUGCCACCAAGCCACACUGCCAAACCAUGCUCCAGUGCCGUCAGAUGAAGAAGAUAUGUUUGAUGUCAAUUUACUGUAUUCAGACUCUGAAUCGGACACACAAGACUCCGAUGAUUCUGAUUAUGUUCCAUCCAAGAGACGCAGGUACAGGUGAAGUACAAAACAAAUGAAUGUUAGACAUCAUGUGCAAUUAUGUAAUCUACCUAAUAGCAGGUGGAUAUUGAUCAUUAACCAGACUUUUGCGGCGCUCUCAGCUUUUAUAAUGCUGCUCCUCAAACUGCAGACUUUAGUCAUCAAUUACAUUCGAUGUUAAAAAAGUACACGACAUUCAAACAAGCAAUUUUAUAUCAUUUAUUAAUAACGACAACUUGAUGCGAGCUUUUAAAAUACCUCAUAGAAAAGCUUAUUUAUUUAAUUCUUAGGACUCUGACAUUUUUAACUUGUUUUGACAACUUUGUGAACUAUAAAACUUUCCACUUGAUGUUUUUUUUUUUCUGAUGGUUUGUGUGUGUGUGUGUGUGUGUGUGUGUGUGUGUGUGUAUAUAUACACCCUGAUGGCAGUCUGACAAAUCUUUGACACAAGCGCACGUAGCCCAUGAAUGAUUGCAUUUUCUGCUGAUUCAUGGACGUUUGUACUUAUGUCUGGAGGGUCUAAGGGUUAUCACAUUUAUUAAACAAAGUUUGUUGACACACUGGACAUGACAGGUAGUUACAGUUGAGGUGCUUGAGUUACUGAAAGCACUGCAUACAAUUUUAGAAUGAAGAUUGUUUUUUUAUUAUUAUUUAUACAAAGAAAACAUUUGUGAUGUUUGGUUUCACUGAAGUUCCUUUUUUUCUUUAACACAAAUAAAUGGUCAGAGUGUAUGGUGGAUAUAAAAAAGUCUA